Messenger RNA from Penicillium griseofulvum, 1662 nucleotides. Its product is annotated as MDR family MFS transporter. Gene Ontology annotation, biological process: transmembrane transport. Bases 1 to 1662 code for a protein of 553 amino acids. The record is from RefSeq and is a predicted model, not a curated record. Lineage: Eukaryota; Fungi; Ascomycota; Eurotiomycetes; Eurotiales; Aspergillaceae. Gene Ontology annotation, molecular function: transmembrane transporter activity. The transcript has 7 exons.
AUGACAGGGGUACUUGAAAAUUCGAAAACAGAUAAUGCGUUUGAGAAGGAUGUGACUGUCACUUUCAAUGAACAAACCAACUAUGUGCCUAAGCGCACUGUUAUCACGAUCUUCCUGGCCUGUUCCAGUGUUGACCUCCUGGCACUGAUGGACCAGACAACCCUGGCAGCCAGUUUGUCUAUCAUAGGAAAUGCACUGGGCGCCAGUGAUCAGACCUCCUGGAUAUCAGGCGGGUACUUUGUAACAUCAACAUGUUUUCAAUUACUCUAUGGAAAGCUAUCCGACAUCUGGUCUCGCAAGCUUGUGCUCUUUGUUGGUCUAGCCAUCUUCUUCUUUGGAUCAUUAGCAGCUUCCCUUGCGCAGACAGCCACACAAUUGAUUGUAUUCCGUGCUUUCACCGGAGUUGGCGGUGGUGGUCUCAUGACGGUUGCACAGAUGAUCGUCAGCGACGUUGUCCCUCUCCGUGAAAGAGGUAAAUAUCAAGGUAUCCUAGGUGCUGUGGUUGCCAUUGCAAAUGGCAUUGGUCCUGUCAUCGGAGGUGCACUAGCCUCCAUUUCACAAGACUCGUGGCGAUGGAUCUUCCGUUUGAAUCUACCACUCACUGCGUUAACCACGUUGACUGUUUUUUUCUUUAUGCCCCUUCGGAAAGUUACUGGCAACUGGAAAGUCAAGCUAAAGGCGAUUGAUUUCUUUGGUGCACUUCUCGCUCUCGGUGGAACUUCGGUCUUGCUGCUUGGUUUGACCUGGGGCGGCGGCGAGUAUGAGUGGAACUCAGCGCAUGUUAUUGCGACUCUGGUCGCUGGGUUCACUAUCUCGGUUGCUUUUGUUGUGUGGCAGUGGAAGGGUGCAUCCACACCACUGGUUCCGAUGCAUAUUUUCCAGAGUCGGAUUGUGAACGGCGCGUGUUUAACCAUGUUCAUCAACGGGUGGAACUUUUUGGUGCAAGUUUACUAUAUUCCCACUUUCUAUCAGCUGGUAUUUGGGUAUUCAACGGUAAAAGCUGCUGCAAUGCUGCUUCCUAUUACCCUCAUGCAAACUGUUAGCAGCACAGGCUCCGGUCUUGUUGUACACUGGCUAGGCCGCUACCGUGAAUGCAUCCUGUUUGGAUGGAUGGUCUGGGCUGCGGGUCUUGGCCUGUUCUCGACACUUGAUCAGCAUUCAGGAUUGGGAAAGCAGAUUGGGUAUGGCAUUUUGACUGGUGUCGGGGUUGGAAAUACUCUGCAGCCCUCUCUUAUUGCAGUUCAAGCUGGUGUUGAAAGACGGGAUAUGGCUGUGAUAACUUCCUUCAGGAACUUCGUACGAAAUCUCGGCGGCACUUUAGGGCUCGCUAUUGCCGGGACUAUAAUUAAUAAUAUUGUCUCCUCGUCUAUUUCAAUCCUCAAUCUCGACGAAUCCCAGUCCCACUCCCUUCUCUCGAGCCCACAGAGUUAUCUAUCAAAGUUAUCUCCAGAGGAAGCUAAGCAUGUCCGUGAUGUGUUAACACCGGCAUAUCAAAAAGGAUUUCGUAUCAUUUUUAUUGUCGGUGCAUCCCUUGCAACAUUCGCUUUUGUUUUAGCUGUUUGGUUGAUGCCACAGGUUAGUUUAAACCGGGCAGACGAUCAAGCUUUGAAGGAAGAAGGGAAGAGGCGACUUAAUGGAGAUUUAGAAGAGGGAGAGAAGUAG